AUGGAACAGCUAAGAGAGAUUCUCGAGUCUCUCAACGGGCCUCAAAGAGAGUCUGUAGAACACACGCCCGUCGGCCCACUGCAGAUCUUGGCUGGCCCAGGCAGCGGAAAGACUAAGGUCCUAACAACUCGGAUUGCCUAUCUUAUUCUUGUACACAAGAUUCCGCCAUGGGCUAUAUGCGCUGUGACCUUCACCAACAAGGCUGCGAACGAGAUGCGCGAGCGCCUAACGAAGCUCAUCGGCAAACCGAGCACGAAGCAACUGAAGAUGGGCACUUUCCACGCGCUUUGCGCCCGCUUUCUUCGUCAACAUGCCACGCUUGUCGGUCUCAGCGAGAACUUCACGAUCCUCGACGCGGACGAGAGUGAGAAGCUCAUCGGCAAGGUCAUGAAGAAGGAAGAGUAUCAAGCCUUGCUGAACAAGAACAAGUGUAACCUUACGAAGCGCGACCUCUACGGCAAGAUCAAUAAGUCGAAGGGCAAGGGUCUCGAUCCUGAGGGUCAUAUCAAGAGCUUCAUUGAGUACUGCAACAAGAAGGGAGGGAAUAUGACGGAGAAGACCCUUCCCUUCAGUGUGACGUUCACGGUCAUGGUAUGGAAGGACUACGAGGAGGAGAACCGCAAGACCAACUGUGUCGACUUCGAUGAUCUUCUCAUCUUCGGCGUCAGACUUGUCGAGCCUAUACAGAACAGGGAGAAGGUUACGCGGUGGUGUCGGCACGUCUUGGUCGACGAAUACCAGGACACGAACUCGCUACAAUAUGCCCUCAUGAAACACAUAGCUGGUGCUCACGAUCACGUCACAAUUGUCGGCGACCCCGAUCAGUCAAUAUACGGGUGGCGAUCUGCGGAUGUAACGAACAUUCAGAACAUGAAGCGGGACUUUCCUCGAACGCAACAGAUAUAUCUCGAACAGAAUUACCGUUCGACAUCGUCUAUCCUUUCCAUUAGUCACGCUAUCAUCGCUCAAGACAAGACGCGCAUUGCCAAGUCGCUACACACCGAUCACGCUUGCGGCCCGAAGCCAAUGCUGUGCUGGUUUCAUAGCGAGCACGCUGAGGCUCUGUUCAUCGCAGCUGAGAUCAAACGCGUUAUGGCUGCAAGCGGUGGUAUGCUCAAAUGGCAAGACUUCGUAAUUCUGCUGCGAUAUGGAGCACUCUCGCGCAACAUAGAGGCUGCCCUGCAGAUCGAAGGCAUCCCAAACCGCAUGCACAAGGGCCACAAGUUCUUCGACCGUGCCGAAAUUAAGGAUCUAUUGGCGUAUCUACAGAUCGUGGAUAACCCGCUCUUUCUUCCUGCGUUCAUGCGAACGGUCAAUACACCACCCCGCGGACUAGGCGAGAAGAGCGUCGCGCAGAUAGUGGCACGUGCAGAGAAGGACAAGAUCUCAGCUCUGGCUGUGUGCGAGGCCAUAGUCGACGGACGCAUACCUGACAAUAAGCCACCGGUCAAGAAGAAGGUUUCCCCAUACGUGAAGAUCAUACGCCAGCUCCGCAAGCAUGCCGCCGCCGAUAUGGGACCCGCGGAUCUCAUCCGUGCUGUCUGCGAGUUGACCGACUACUACGCAUACCUCGCAAAGAACAAGGACCAGGCUGACCAUCGUACCGAGAAUGUUGCCGAAUUGUUGAGCUUCGCAACGCAGGCACAGGUUGGCGCAGAGACGACCGAGCUGAACAAGAUCCUUGAGAGAGAUGAGGGAGCGGGCUCUGAAGAUGGCGGACAGUCAAGGACGCCGGCCAGGGUAGUGCGGAAGGAGCCGGAGGUCAUUGAAAUUGGCUCAGACUCGGAAGAGGAGAUGCCCAGGACGUUGAGCGCCAAGGGCCGGAAGAAGGCGAAGGGCCAGUCUGACGGGGUAGCUGGGCCCGGGGAUGACGAACAGCCACAGCUUACACCCCUCCGUGAGUUCUUGCAGAACUCCAUGCUGGCCACAGAUACGGAGACCAAUGCUGGAGACGACAUGAAUAAGGUCACCAUGUCCACCUGCCACGCAGCGAAGGGAUUGGAAUGGCCUGUUGUGUUCGUGCCAGGCGUGGAGACCGACAUCUUUCCAUUCAAACGCGCGGACAACUUCUCCGAGGAGCGGCGUCUGCUCUAUGUUGCUGCAACUCGCGCGCAAGGCUUGCUCUACAUGACGCACUGUGGCCAGCGCAUGAUCAACGCGAAGACGGAGGCCCAUGAACUGUCACGCUUUGUUCUGUUUCCCUUGAAAGACGACAAGCGCUUGAUGAGCCCGGAGGUGCCUAACCUGAAUCCGGAGAAUAUAUCGGUGUUGGCGACAGUGUUGCGGCGACCAGAGCCCGAUUCAGAACUGUGCUCACGUCAGACAGCCGCAUUCGACGCCACGAACCUGAAAAUCCGUCUAUGGGAUCUCAUAGCUCAGAACCAUCCGUGGCCACAACCUCCAGUUGCUGCAAGACCGCAUGGGCCUACCGAGAAAGAGGCAGAGAACCUCCAGAAAUACUAUGAGGGCGCCGAUGAGGAGGCGAAGAGGUUGGUGGCGAGUGGAAUGGACCCAAUGGAGGCCCAGAAGAAAUCGAAUGAAGCACUUGUUAACGGGGAGCUUCCCGGAUUCCAGAGUGUUCGGCAUCUCUUGAGACCCCAAGAGUACGGGCCCGGUGAUACGGACGACUACCGCGGUGUUAAGUCGAAGCUCAUCCGUGCAGGGCAGUUCCAACACUGGGCGAACAAGACAGGUUCAGGGGAACAAGUGACCAGGGCUGAGGUCCAGGCAGCGGGUGGCUUCAACGCCGCGGGGCUCAUGUUGCUGCAGCAGCAGAGGCGAGGUGAGGCCCCAGGACCUUCGAAGCCUGUAGUUGGCCAACCACCACUACCGCCACCCGACGCCCCUCGACCACUACCCCCUCCUCCCGUGCACCCCCUCGACCGUGCCGACGUCGUGUAUUACUCGAAGUCGCAAGAGAGGGCACCGUAUAUGCCCAAGCCGCGUCCGGCAUAUGAGCCAGAGGAGCCUAUAGAUGUGCCGCGCUUUGACGAGCCGCCUGCGCCACCCAGCCAAGAGGUGCUCAUCGCAUGGUCACCCAGUCCAGAGCCUCCGACGCGCCGUACAUCAUCGGAUUCGGGACAACCUAUCGCUUCAUCUUCCAAGUUACCGACGCCUGCAAGCGGUGACGAAUACGACUUCAUGAACGAUGACGACUGGACGCAGCCGCCCAGUCCCCCUCGUGCUCCACGGUCUGCAGCGUCCGUGAAACGUUCUGCGACACCGCCUCGUCAAGUAACGACCUCAACUCGACCCACUUCACCUCUGACACCUCGAGACAUGAACCGACGCUCUUCAGGGACCCAACCUCAGAAGCAGGUUGCACGCGCGGCGCUCAAUGAGUACGAUGACAUGUUCCUUGAUGAAGACGAAUGGUUACAGCCACCGAGCCCGCCGCCGCCGCGGACCGCUCCCCUCAAACCGCCCUCCAUAGCUACGAAGGGCAAUUCGCGUCCGGUUGGGAAGGCGAACAAGCCAGUCUCGAAAGCAACUGCGCGCCCAACCUCGCAGACGACUCUAAAGGCACACAUUUCCAUAUCGUCUGGGUCGCAGACGGGCAAGCAACCGUCACCACCUUCACGAGUCGCAACGCAACCGCGAGCAACACCUGCCUAUCCUCGAACUAAGGUCGAAGCCAGAGCACCAUCGCGUGCACCAGCAACCGAGGCCGCUUCUAUACCCACCGCUCCUGCACCAACCCCUCCACCAGCGCCGGUAGCAGGUACGAAACGGCGUUUGGGUAUGGGUCGUCCGACUGUGGGAUACUCCAACAAGAAGUUCAAGGCGUAUAAGCCUCCAGGACCUGCAUGA
Molecule: messenger RNA, 3810 nt
Organism: Peniophora sp. CBMAI 1063
Lineage: Eukaryota; Fungi; Basidiomycota; Agaricomycetes; Russulales; Peniophoraceae
Source: the annotation of a GenBank genome assembly